AUGGUGGGUUACUAUGACGUUCUAGGCGUGCAGAGACAUGCCUCUCCCGAGGACAUCAAAAAGGUGCAGAGAUAUCGGAAACUGGCACUAAAGUGGCAUCCAGAUAAAAAUUCUGAGAAUAAAGAAGCAGAGAGAAAAUUCAAACAAGUAGCUGAGGCAUAUGAGGUGUUAUCAGGUGCUAAAAAAUGGGACAUCUAUGACAAGUAUGGUAAAGAAGGCUUAAAUGGUGGAGGUGGAGGUGGAAGUCAUUUUGACAGUCCUUUUGCGUUGGAUUUCACGUUCCGGAACCCAGAUGAUGUCUUCAGGGAAUUUUUUGGUGGAAGGGACCCGUUUUUCGACUUCUUGGAAGACCCAUUUGAAGACAUUUUUGGGAACCGAAGGGGUCCCCGAGGAAGCAGAAACCGAGAUGCAGGCUCAUUUUUCUCUGCUUUCAGAGGAUUUCCAUCAUUUGGAGGUGAAUUUUCUUCAUUUGAUACAGGAUUUACUUCAUUUGGGUCACUAGGUCACGGUGGCCUUACUUCAUUCUCUUCUACACCAUUUGGCGGCAGCGGGAUGGGUAACUUCAAAUCUAUAUCAACUUCUACCAAAAUAGUAAAUGGCAGAAAAAUCACUACAAAAAGAAUUGUCGAGAAUGGUCAAGAAAGAGUAGAAGUUGAAGAAGAUGGCCAGUUAAAGUCCUUAACAAUAAAUGGUAAGGAGCAGCUGCUACGCUUGGAUAACAAGUAAUUCAACGCACCCAUUUAACAGAAAUGUUAAACUAUAACAAGCACCAUUUGAGGAUUAACAGGAACAUUUUUUUGAAGAUUUCAGACGAACUCGA
Sciurus carolinensis (gray squirrel) is the source of this 820-nucleotide messenger RNA. Its product is annotated as dnaJ homolog subfamily B member 6-like. Gene Ontology annotation, cellular component: cytosol; endoplasmic reticulum membrane. Lineage: Eukaryota; Metazoa; Chordata; Mammalia; Rodentia; Sciuridae. The record is from RefSeq and is a predicted model, not a curated record. Gene Ontology annotation, molecular function: ATPase activator activity; Hsp70 protein binding. Gene Ontology annotation, biological process: positive regulation of proteasomal ubiquitin-dependent protein catabolic process; protein refolding.